This is a messenger RNA of Metarhizium album ARSEF 1941, 1335 nucleotides long. Its product is annotated as Homeodomain-like protein. The transcript is spliced from 2 exons. Bases 1 to 1335 code for a protein of 444 amino acids. Gene Ontology annotation, molecular function: DNA binding. The record is from RefSeq and is a predicted model, not a curated record. Gene Ontology annotation, cellular component: nucleus. Lineage: Eukaryota; Fungi; Ascomycota; Sordariomycetes; Hypocreales; Clavicipitaceae.
AUGGACACUCCAAAAUUACCCAGCCAAACAGAGAAGGGUCGGAAAACGUUGACAACGGAACAAAAGCGGGCCAUGUGUCAAUACCACGAAGAGAACCCCGGAACGAGACAAGCAGAUAUAGGACUGAGAUUUGGGGUCGAACGAAGCACUGUUUCAAAAGUUCUGAGGCACAAAGACCAGUAUCUCAGACGAGACCAAGAUCUGGAUCCUGCCGCCCUUAAAAGAAAUGGCAAAGCUAAGAAUCCCGACUUUGAUAGAACGCUCAGCAAUUACGUUCGUCGACAGCAACAAAGUGGGUUUGACAUCAAAGACGAAGAGAUAUUGGAGCAAGCUCGCCUAUUUGCGCAUGCUAGCGGAAAUCAGGACGCUGUCCUCGGAGGUUUAACCAGCAGCUGGCUGCAAAAGUUCAAACAAAAGCACGGCAUCGGUACAUUGCGGCUUUCCCGGCGAGCAUCUGAGACGAAUAUUCCCGAUGGUACGCGCAUGCCUGAGCACAACAUUGUGAGAAAUGGGGCGACAUCGAAUGAAAUUUCGCCCGCGUCACCGACUCAACCACUAUCGCCUUUGUCGGGGAAUCGGAGUGACGAAGAAGUUAAACGAGAACACAACAUCGAUUUUGAUUUUGCCUAUAGACAGCAUCCGCAAACAACAUCACUUUCUACUGACAUUCGAGAUAAUUCUGGGUCGUCGUUUUCCGGUGGCCCCCUGAGUCCAACCGGAACGUUUAACUUCUCCCCUGAUCCUAACGUUGGGGGCUUUCAACCGUUAGGAGUUCGCACAGAGAUGCCACCUGAAUUCCAUCGGGAGAAACGAAGCAACACUUUUCCUUCAAUAGAUGUCAACUAUGGGAAUCAACCAACCCCGGCAACGGAACCCAUGACACCGCAACUUCCUCAGCCAACAACGACGCCGUCCUCAGCUCUCAACUCACCAGCAAAUGAUUGUCAAACAGUACCUUUUGCUAUCAAUACUGGACUGACGUCACCGCCAGCUUUGCAUCGAAGUAGCAGCAGCUCAAGCAUCGCGCCUCGAUCUUCCAGCAUAUCUUUGGCAAACACGGGCGCCUCCAUGACACCUGUCGACACAUCCCCCGUGUCACCAUCCCAAGAAGAUGCUCGACGGGCUGCGAACACAUUGCUUAGCUAUCUUCAGAAUAUGAGCUCCAACGGGCAACUAUUCCAAGCCAGUGACUACCAAGCCAUGUUACAGCUUACAAAGAAGCUGGAGAUUCAUCAACAUCAGAGCAACCGGCCAUCUGCAGGGGGACUAUCGAGGAUACCAGAGGGCGAUAACGAAAUGACAGUGUCAGGCCCUGCGAUGAUGCAGGCAAGUUAA